Messenger RNA from Staurois parvus, 314 nucleotides. NCBI's taxonomy places the organism in Eukaryota, Metazoa, Chordata, Amphibia, Anura, Ranidae. The record is from the annotation of a GenBank genome assembly.
CCUGGCAACCGCCAAACACAGAAACGUCCAUUGGAUUGCCAGACAGAGACACUUGAUUUGUCACUCCAGAGAACACGUCUCCACUACUCUAGAGUCCAGUGGUGGUGUGCUUUACACCACUGCAUUCGAUGCUUUGCAUGCUUUGGUGUAAUACCACUAACAGUUGACCAUGGAAUAUUUAGUAGGAUGGAAAUUUCACGGGUGGACUUAUUGCUCGGGUGGCAACCUAUCACGGUGCCACGCUUGAAUUCACAGAGCUCCUGAGAGUGACCCAUUCUUUCACAAAUGUUUGUAGAAGCAGUCUGCAUGCCUAG